GGGAAAAUCAAAACCCUAGAUCUGUUCUCUGCCUCUCUCGGCUCGCGAUCGCUUUCACCUCUGGUUCUCCUUCCUCUCCUUCUCGUCGUCGCUCGCGAGCACCGCUGGUCCACCAGGUUGCGGAGCUCCUCGCGCCGAGAAUCCAGUGUAGCCAGCUUGAAGCCAAUUCUCCUUUGAACAAUGGUGCUUGGCCAGCAUUCUGUGACAGAAACAUACUAUGAUAUUUUGUGUGUCAAAGAAAACGCGAGCUAUGAAGAAAUUCGUGCAACCUAUCGAUCUUCUAUACUCAAUUAUCAUCCGGAUAAAUUACACACAACUUCCGAGAGGGAUUGUGCUGAUCAUAGCAUGGCAAAUAAAUUUCUGAUGAUUCAAAAAGCUUGGGAAGUCCUCGGUGAUGCCAAGUUGAGAAGACUUUAUGAUACUGAACUGCAGGCUUCAAGACAGGAUACCGGAACUGCAGAGGACGUCAGCUUAGAGGAUAUGAUGGUUGAAGAUUCUGGAGAUGUCUUACAGCUCUCUUAUCAAUGCCGAUGUGGGGAUUUUUUCUGUGUUGAUUCUCAGGAUUUGGAAGAAAUGGGUUGCCCAAUUUUGAGGGAUGGGAGUGGUAUGAUUGUACGGACAUCGGAUAAUUUACAGGCAUCAAUAGUUCUUCCCUGUGGCUCUUGUUCUCUGAGGAUUCGGCUUUUAAUUGAGCCAGAUGCUAUGGUUUCUGUAGGAUGAUCAGCUCUAUCAUCUUGAGAGAUUUUGGUCUGCCCAAUUCAUUCGAUUUAAUUGAAUGGUAAUGUUUCGUUUUGCGCUUUCUUGGUUA
Messenger RNA from Eucalyptus grandis, 808 nucleotides. Its product is annotated as DPH4 homolog. Gene Ontology annotation, biological process: protein histidyl modification to diphthamide; tRNA wobble uridine modification. The coding region runs from base 181 to 720 and encodes 179 amino acids. Lineage: Eukaryota; Viridiplantae; Streptophyta; Magnoliopsida; Myrtales; Myrtaceae. Gene Ontology annotation, cellular component: nucleus; cytosol. Gene Ontology annotation, molecular function: metal ion binding. The record is from RefSeq and is a predicted model, not a curated record. The transcript has 2 exons.